AUGAUGUUGGCAGAAUGUCAGAGCCCCAGGAAUUCUGUCUUGGUGGGGAGUGUGGGUGAGGGACCAGGAUGUAACAGGAUGAUGUCACAGAGGCCGGGGGCGCCUAGAACUCUGGGGGCUCCUGGUCUCAGCGUCAUCUGCUAGGAAGGCUGCCGGGGUAGGCCAGCUCCUCCUGGGACCAGCCUUCAAAGACACAAUGCAGGCUGGGCUGCCACCAGGAGCUGUUUCUGUCUAGGGCCACGCAGGUCCCAGCUGCUCUGCCUAACCGCCUAUGAGCCACUCGUUCAGCUCCAUUCACACCCCAGCCAUGGGCCCCCUGGGAGGUCCUGGAGAUGCCUGGAGGCCUCCUGUCCGUGGUCCCCAGCGGGACCUAGCUCCACACCACAGCCAGAGAAGGAGGGGCUGGCCAUGGGGCAGCCCUGGCCAGUCCUGGCCCUGGGGGCAGUCAGGGUCUCACUGAUCCUUCUGGGGCUGCUGGUGCCCACACAGGCGGUGGUGCGAGCCGUGCUGGAUGGUAACUCGAGCACCGUGGAGUUUGCGGACCUGCCGGCCCUGUUCGGGGUGCCCCUAGCCCCCGAAGGUGUGCGGGGCUACCUGACGGAGGCCAGACCGGCCAACACGUGCCAUCCCAUCGAGGGCCCGCGGCCGGGCAACGGCUCCCUGGGUGCCAUCGUGCUGAUCCGCCGGUACGAUUGCACGUUUGACCUCAAGGUGCUGCACGCCCAGCGGGCCGGCUUCCAGGCGGCCGUUGUGUACAACGUGCGCUCUGACGACCUGGUGCUCAUGGCCUAUGUCUACGAGGACCUGCGGUGCCAGAUCACCAUCCCCUCGGUGUUCAUGGGCGAGGCCACCUCCCAGGACCUGCGGGUCAUCGUGUGCUGCGAUAAAUUGGUCCACAUCCUCCUGCUGCCCGACUACCCGGCCUGCCCGGACCUGGACUGCCACCCCAUGCUGGCCAUCUCCUGGGUGCUGGGCUGCACCCUGGCCCUGCUCGUGACCGCCUUCUUCGUUCUGUGGUAUCUAUGGAACUGGCUGCGGGCCUGGUGGGCCCGCGGGCCAGUGGUCAAGGCGUGGGCCAGCCAGAGGGCCCAGGUGAGCACUUUCACGAGGCUUCACGACCUGUGUGCCAUCUGCCUGGAUGAAUACGAGGAAGGUGACCAGCUCAAGAUCCUGCCCUGCUCCCAUACCUACCACUGCAAGUGCAUCAACCCCUGGUUCUCCCAGCCCACCCGGCGCUCCUGCCCUGUAUGCAAGCAGUCGGUGGUCAGCACGGAGGACAGCUCUGACUCCACCGUCAGCAGCUAUGGGUACAAGGAGGACCCCUCGCUGCCUGGUCACCGCCCCCCGAUCUGGGCCAUCCAGACCCGGCUGCGCUCCCGGAGGCUGGAGCUGCUGACCCGAGCCAGCGCCCCCCGCCGCUGGAGUGCCACCUCCGUGGGGGCAACUGAGACCAGCGAAUCCUUGGAGGGGCCUCCAGAACCCCUCUGA
Delphinapterus leucas (beluga whale) is the source of this 1488-nucleotide messenger RNA. It is a transcript of the gene ZNRF4, whose product is annotated as zinc and ring finger 4. The record is from RefSeq and is a predicted model, not a curated record. NCBI's taxonomy places the organism in Eukaryota, Metazoa, Chordata, Mammalia, Artiodactyla, Monodontidae.